AUGGCCGCCAAUAUGGAGGACAUAUUAAGAAUAUUGCUUUUGGACGAGCUGGCAGACGACACUGUUAACUUAGAUUCAUUUACAAAUGCUUCAUCAGCAAUUAUAAGAUCUACCAAUGCCGCUUUACAAUUGGUAGGCCUACUUAAACAUGAGCGCAUGGACCCCACACGGAUCCUCAAUUACUUCGAAGUAAUCCCAAUUUAUUCGCUGGGAGAGUUCAAGAGUCAUUUUAGAAUGACUAAAUCAUCAUUUGAGGCACUGUGUGGUCAUUUGGCACCUUACAUCCCUGAGAGAAAUGUGUGCAUAGAGAAGAAAAUCCUUGCAACUGUAUGGCUUCUUGGCAACAAAGAGUGUUUUAGAAGUGUGGCUGACCGCUUUGGCUUUAGCAAGAGUUCUUUGCAUGAAAAUCUCUUAAGUGUUGUUCAAGCAAUAGUUGCUCAACAGAAUAAAUUUAUAGUUUGGCCUUCUACUGCUGCAGAACUCAAGCAUGUUGCUGAUGGAUUUUUUACCAGAAGUGGUUUUCCUGGUGUGGUUGGUGCUGUGGAUGGGACACACAUACCUAUCCCUGGGCCUUCUUCACACAGAGACUCCUAUAUUAACAGGAAAGGUUUUCCAAGUAUACAGCUACAGGCAGAUUGUGAUCGUAACCUUGUCUUCCGAGACGUAUAUGCCGGUUGGCCAGGCUCAGUUCAUGAUGCCCGAGUCUGGAGAAACUGUCCUUUAAGCCAGAUUCUUCCAUCACUGCCACCAAACCAGCAUCUCCUGGUACACUCAGCCUAUCCCCUGUCUGUAAACUUGCUGGUGCCAUUUCGUGACAAUGGGCAUCUAAGUUGCAUUGAAAAGAAGUACAACAAGAGUCACUCCUCAACAAGAGUUGACAUUGAACGUGCAUUUGGCCUCCUUAAGUGUAAAUUUAGGAGAUUACAAUUUCUUGACAUGCACCUGUUCAAUGAAAUACCAAAUGUUAUUGUAGCAUGCUGUGUGCUACAUAAUUUCAUUUUACAGAAUGAAUCUUUUGACGGUGAGGAGUUUGAUAUGCCAGAUGAUACUUCCUGUCCACUAGCUGAUGACAAAUCUUCAGGACAAGUUGCCUUUGACAAACGUCUUGAGAUUGCAAACUUGUUGGUGUGA
Messenger RNA from Pecten maximus, 1131 nucleotides. RefSeq names its product putative nuclease HARBI1. The transcript has 2 exons. The record is from RefSeq and is a predicted model, not a curated record. Lineage: Eukaryota; Metazoa; Mollusca; Bivalvia; Pectinida; Pectinidae. The coding region runs from base 1 to 1131 and encodes 376 amino acids.